Aureobasidium subglaciale EXF-2481 is the source of this 3240-nucleotide messenger RNA. RefSeq lists its product as uncharacterized. The transcript has 2 exons. Gene Ontology annotation, biological process: isoleucyl-tRNA aminoacylation. Gene Ontology annotation, molecular function: isoleucine-tRNA ligase activity; tRNA binding; aminoacyl-tRNA deacylase activity. The record is from RefSeq and is a predicted model, not a curated record. Bases 1 to 3240 code for a protein of 1079 amino acids. NCBI's taxonomy places the organism in Eukaryota, Fungi, Ascomycota, Dothideomycetes, Dothideales, Saccotheciaceae. Gene Ontology annotation, cellular component: cytosol.
AUGUUCCGAUCAACACGCGGACUACGGGCAGCGGCGGCGGGCUCAUGGUCGCAGACACUGCACCUGCCAAAAUCGACCUUCCCCGCCAGACCAUCGAGCGAAGAGCUUCUGAAAUACCGCAAACAAUGCGCCGACGACUAUUAUGCCUGGCAAAAGGAGAAUGCUCCGACGGAAAAUGAAGAGGGCGAGCGCAACACCUUCACCCUGCACGACGGGCCUCCAUACGCCAAUGGCCCUGUACACGUUGGACACGCGCUGAACAAGAUCAACAAGGACAUAAUUCUACGGACAUACGCAAAGAGAGGCUUCAGGGUGCAAUACAGACCAGGAUGGGACUGUCACGGCUUGCCUAUCGAACUUAAGGCUCUGCAGGCUCAUCAACAGUCGACGCUAUCGAAGGAGUCCACGAGCACGGUCGACGAGGCCAAGCAGGAAGCCAGCGUAGCCCACGGUGCCGGUCUGAGUCCAUUGGCCAUUCGAGAGGCAGCAAAGAAGUUGGCAACAAAGACGAUAGCUGAACAGAUGAGCGCCUUCCGCUCGUGGGGCGUCAUGGGUGAAUGGGAAAAGCCGUACAAGACAAUGGACGCCGACUUUGAGAUCAAGCAGCUGCAAGUCUUCAAGGACAUGGUCGCAAAAGGUCUGAUCUACCGUCAGAACAAACCCGUCCACUGGUCGCCAUCUUCCGGUACUGCCCUCGCCGAGGCCGAACUCGAAUACGACGAAGACCACCGCGUUGUCGCUGCCUUUGUCAAGUUCCCUCUGCUCAAGUUGCCACCUGUUCUCGCCGACAAUGCCGCUGUCCAAGCAGACUUUGUCAGCGCCUUGAUAUGGACAACAACGCCCUGGACCCUACCUGCAAACAAGGCUAUCGCUGUACGGUCAGACAUGUACUAUGUACUGCUCGAAGUCGCUGGCGAAAACGUUCCCAAAGACAUGCAAGGCCAGAUGGUUGUUGCCAAAGAGCGUGUUGAGUCGCUGCAGACCCACCUGCCAGAGGGUGCCACCAUCAGCAUCCUCGUCGACAACAUCUCGGGCGCGAACCUGGAAAACACAGAGUACAUCAACGUCAUCUCGGCCGAACACAACAAGAUCAUCCAUGCAGACUUCGUCACUGACACGUCGGGUACUGGUCUGGUUCAUAUCGCUCCUGGUCAUGGCAUGGAUGACUAUAAUGUCUGCAUGAAGCUAGGCAUCGGUCCGGCUUUCGCUCCUGUCGACGAUCAUGGCAAAUACACAAACAAGGCUUUCCCUUCGGAUCCCGAUUACCUUCAGGGUCUUCCCGUCGAAAAAGACGGUGCAAAGGCCGUUGUUGCUCUCCUCAGAGAUCCUCACGCCAAACUCUCCAUCCCUUCGCUAAAAUCAGACUCAUCGCUCGUCUUCAAGACUCACAACCUUAGGCAUAAGAAUCCUGUCGAUUGGAGAACGAAGCAGCCCGUCAUCACCAGAGCUACUGAUCAAUGGUUUGCCAACGUUGGAAGUGUUCAGGAAUCCGCACUUAAAGCCGUGCAGGACAUCAUGUUUAUUCCUGAUACCGGCAAGCCACGACUACAAAGUUUCUUGAAGGGUCGCAGCCAAUGGUGCAUCUCUCGUCAACGCAGUUGGGGUGUACCUAUUCCCGCUCUGUUCCACAAACAAACCGGCGAGCCCGUUUUGACCGUAGAGAGCAUCGAGCACAUCAUCAGAGUCAUUCAAAAACGUGGUACCGACGCUUGGUGGGCUGAUGCCUCUGACGACCCUGCUUGGAUCGCGCCUGGUCUUGAUCGGCAAUCAUAUGUUCGUGGCAAAGACACCAUGGAUGUCUGGUUUGACAGUGGCACCUCAUGGGCUCAGCUCGAGAAGCGUGAAGAUGGCUCUGUUGCAGACAUGAUCUUCGAAGGUUCUGACCAACAUCGUGGUUGGUUCCAGUCUCUUCUCUUGACUUACCUUUCUGGUCAGACCGAUACUGCCAAUCCUCCUGUUGGCGCUAUCGUCACUCAUGGCUUUACUCUUGACCACACUGGCCGCAAGAUGAGCAAGUCCCUGGGCAAUGUCAUCUCACCCGAAGAAAUCAUUAGUGGUACAAUUGUACCACCAGCGAAGACGAAGAAGGGAACUAAGACUGCCCCUCGUCCUAACCAGGCCAAGAAGGACGCCAUGGGUCCUGACGCCUUGCGCUUGUGGGUUGCAAGCAGUGACUAUACCAAAGAUGUUGUCAUUGGCCAACCCGUCCUACAAGCUGUCCAUUCAUCGCUUCACAAGUACCGCACGACAUUCAAAUGGCUUCUCGGUAUCAUGCAUGAUUAUCCUGCUCCCAUUCCCGUUGAAGAUUUACUGCAGGAUCUGUACUUUGCCGAUCAAGUCGCCUUACAUCAGCUCUCCAAGACUUCAGCGCAAGUCUGGGAACAUUAUGGUGCCUAUGAGUUCCACAAAGGUGUGCAAGCCAUCAACAAAUUUAUCAAUGCCGAUCUCUCGGGCUUCUACUUCGAAGUCAUCAAGGACAGAUUGUAUGCCGAUGACGAAAAUGUUCGCAGACACACACAAACGGUGCUCUUCAUCAUUAUGGAAGAGCUUUGCCACAUGUUGGGUCCCAUCACCCCUCAUUUGAUUGAAGAGGUAUGGCAGCAUAUUCCCGAACAGUGGCACGACUACGAUCCCACUCCUAUAAGCCGAAGACCGUGGGAGUUCCCCUUCACGGCCCAGUUUGACGCCUUCGCCGCAGAGGGAGCAAUGGAGAAGGUCAUCAAGGUCUUCACAAAUGUUUCUACAGCUGUCAAGUCGGCUCAGGAGAAUGCACGCCGAGCAGGCAGACUCGGUAGCUCUUUGGCUUGCCGUGUUGAGUUGCAGAUGCCCCGCGAGACGGGCAAUAUUCCUCUAGCCCUCCUUCUCGACCUCCGAAAGACUGAUGAGCUGACCGAGCUCUUCGUCGUCUCCGAUGCUGACGUCGUUCCCGGCGACCCCGAAUACCGCCGUCAAUUAGCCGAACAAGAACCUGAUGAAGAACUGCGAGCCUUCCUUCUCAAAGCCGACGAGCCAGCAUGGAAGUUCGAGUGCGAGUUCGAAUGUGGAGACCCGAAGUUCCCUGCCACAGGAAAAGCUGUUGUGUUGCCGCCACAUGGACAGAAGUGUAUCAGAUGUUGGCAAUUCACUUCCGCAGAGGCCGACUCGCUUUGUGGAAGAUGUACUGAGGUUGUUGGUGAGGAGGCUGGUAUCGACGACCAGAUGAUUGAAGAAGAGUAUGAUGAGUUGGCCAACUACCGCUAA